This is a messenger RNA of Drepanopeziza brunnea f. sp. 'multigermtubi' MB_m1, 1071 nucleotides long. RefSeq lists its product as uncharacterized. Lineage: Eukaryota; Fungi; Ascomycota; Leotiomycetes; Helotiales; Drepanopezizaceae. Gene Ontology annotation, molecular function: magnesium ion binding; homoisocitrate dehydrogenase activity; NAD binding. Gene Ontology annotation, biological process: tricarboxylic acid cycle; L-lysine biosynthetic process; isocitrate metabolic process. The record is from RefSeq and is a predicted model, not a curated record. Gene Ontology annotation, cellular component: mitochondrion.
AUGGCUGCCCGAACGCUUCGCAUAGGCCUCAUCCCCGGCGACGGCAUCGGCAAAGAAGUCAUCCCCGCCGGUCGCCGCAUCCUCGAGGCGCUGCCUGCAUCGCUCAAACUGAAAUUCGAAUUCGUCAAUCUUGAAGCCGGAUUCGAAACCUUCGAGAAAUACGGCGCCGCCCUCCCAGACAAGACCGUCGACAUCCUCAAGAAAGAGUGCGAUGGCGCGCUCUUCGGCGCCGUCAGCUCGCCCUCCAAGGCGGUCAAGGGCUACUCCUCGCCCAUCGUCGCAUUGCGCAAGCGCCUGGACCUGUACGCGAACGUCCGACCCGUCAAGAGCGUCAUGACGGCCAAGAACCCCAUCGACAUGGUCAUCGUGCGGGAGAACACCGAGGAUCUGUACGUGAAGGAGGAGAAGACCUAUGAAGCGGCCGAUGGCAGCGGGAAGGUUGCCGAGGCCACCAAGAGGAUUUCCGAGCGGGCUUCAUACAGAAUCGCGACUAUGGCCGGCCAGAUUGCGGAGCGCCGACAGAAGCUGCGGGAGAGUGGUGUUGCGAGCAUACACAAGGCGCCGAUGGUCACCAUUACCCACAAGUCGAAUGUCUUGAGCCAGACCGAUGGACUCUUCCGCUCCACUGCCCGCGAGGCCUUGGCCAAGUUUCCGAGUCUGGGCGUGGAGGAGCAGAUCGUCGACUCGAUGGUCUACAAGCUCUUCCGCCAGCCAGAGACUUACGAUGUCAUUGUUGCGCCCAACUUGUACGGAGAUAUCUUGUCAGAUGGAGCUGCUGCCUUGGUCGGCUCGUUGGGACUGGUGCCGAGUGCCAAUGUUGGAGAGGGCUUCGCAAUUGGAGAGCCAUGCCACGGAAGCGCUCCGGAUAUCAUGGGCCAGAAUAUCGCCAACCCCAUUGCAACGUUGAGAAGUGUGGCCUUGAUGCUGGAGUUCUUAAACGAAGAGACGGCUGCCGCCAAGAUAUAUGCUGCGGUUGAUGCCAACCUGGAGGAGGGCAAGUACUUGAGUCCUGAUCUGGGAGGAAAGGCUUUGACGAGUGAGGUGGUGGACGAUAUCCUGAGACGAUUAUAG